GUCGCAACCUCGACUUGUACACAGCUCUAAUAUGAAACAUUUGAUCCAUACUCUUUGCGAGACUGAUUGCCCACAUAUGCCAUGCGCACCUUGUCUGCUCUUGCCCUAGCCUCCAGCACAUGUCAUCUGCGCUGAACCACCAUCCCCGCGUUUUGCUCUUGUUCGACGGCCGCUAGGAACCAUGGCAGGCACGCGAGGCCGCUCGCGGAGGACAAGUGACGCCCCGACACCUCGACGGUCACUGCGCAAGCGACACACGCAGGAUGAAGAGCGAGAUGACCUGCCUGAUGUUGUGCGGGAGAUGCUGCACGAGGAGCGCACAGCGAAGAGAGCCGCCGCCGGCGAGGACAAGAAGCCGCUGAAGAAGCGCAAGACUGCGCAUGCACAGCGUUCUUCAAGCCCAGCUCCAGAAAUUCAGCCCUUGAAGCCUGUAGCCAAGCCUGCGACUGCGCGCCACUCCAAACCCGCAUCGCAAACAUUGCCGCCUUCGCUCCUGCCAUACGAGCUGCCGACAAGCAUUGCGCCGCCGCCACAGCCGAGUCGCGUGCGGCAGACGAUCGAGGAUUCGGACGAAUCAGACGAUGAUAGCGAUAUGGAGUGGGAGGAUGCACUGGGCGAUGGCGGGGACAGCGGGUCUGAGAGCGAGGCGAAGGCACCGCCGCAGAUUGGCGAUGUUUCCAUCACAAUAGGCGGGAAGAAAAGUGAGGAGGUCUCGACGAAGAAGAAAGUGCGGCGACGCGCCAUCACUUCAGUCGACAGGAAAAGACGACUGGAUAUACACAAGAUGCACGUUCUGUGUCUGCUGUAUCAUGUCCAUCGUAGGAAUGCCUGGUGCAACGACGCAAGAGUACAGUCUGCAUUGCGCAAGCUGGUGGAGCCAAAGGUGUUGACAAAUCUCGUACCAAUCCCGGACCUCACACAGUACUCGGCUUCGAAACGUUUCGUGGACGCGCUGAAUGAGCUCAAGAUCAUGUGGGCGAAACGGUUCAAAGCCACUGCGCAAGGUAUGUCAAAGCCGAAGUGGGCAGAGCCGGGUGCAGAGGUGCGUCCCUUCUCUGACUUCGAUGAGCUCGACAAUCCCAUGGACAAGAACGACUUCCGCACAGCGGCACGCACACUGCAAGGCUCGUCUGAUGUUGGUGGCCAGCUGUUCUGUGCUCUCCUGCGUGGCAUCGGGAUCGAGACUCGACUCGUGUGCUCGUUACAGGAGCUACCAUUUGCGUCCGCAGCGCAGCCAUCGACCCCACAAAAGCCAGCUAAGACCACAAAAACAAUCACUGUAGACCCAUACAACAAAAUUCCGGCGAAGAGCUCAGCACUUGCACGUAAUAAGAAGCUCUCUCGCCUCGAGCGCAUCAUGGGUGAACGCCAUCCUGUAUUAAACAAAGCUGGCACUGGACCAAAGAGGCUCAAAUCGUUUCAGGCUCCCUAUCCUGUAUACUGGGUCGAAGUAUUCAACUCAGCUCACCAGAAAUGGGUUCCCAUCGACCCACUCUCGACUUUCACGAUCAAUGCCCCAGAAAAGCUCGAACCACCGUUCAGCUAUACACAAAACAGCCUGACCUAUGUCAUAGCCUUUGAAGCCGACUACACAGCGCACGAUGUAACGCGCCGCUACGCCAAAGCCUACAAUGCCAAAACGCUCAAAUUCCGCGUUGAGACCACGUCCCGAGGUGCCCAGUGGUGGACACGUACGCUCCGAUACUACACGCGGCCCUCGCCUCUCCCGCGCGACACUUCCGAGGAAGCGACUCUCGCGCGCAAAGUCGCCGCUGAAGGAAUACCCAAGAACGUCCAGGACUUCAAGAGUCAUCCCGUCUACGUCCUCGAGCGGCAUCUCAAGCAUAGCGAAGUCAUCCACCCACUCGAAAUCGUUGGCAAAGUAAACGUCGGCAGCGCCAUGAACCCACGAAUGGAGCCCAUCUACCGGCGCAGGAAUGUCCAUACUGUACGCUCGGCAGACAAAUGGUACCGACUCGGACGCGACGUGCUGCCAGGCGAACAGGCUCUCAAGCACGCGAAACCCAAAAAGAACCGCCUGCCCUCUAUUGGCCCCGAUGAGCGGCUUGAAGAUGUAGAACCAGGCGAACAAGUCGGCGCGGCGCUGUACGCAGAGUUUCAGACAGAGAUAUACAUUCCACCUCCUGUGGUGCGCGGCAGGGUACCGAGGAAUGCGUAUGGAAAUCUCGAUCUGUACGUCCCUUCCAUGGUGCCGCCGGGGGGCGUGCACGUGCGGCACAAACUCGCCUCGAAAGCUGCACGUCUACUACAGAUCGACUAUGCAGACGCAGUGACAGGAUUCAAUUUCAAAGGCCGGCACGGUACGGCGGUGGUACAGGGCUGCGUCAUCUCCGCCGAGUAUGCAGACGCUGUCGAGCAGACCAUCGAAGGAUUCGAGUACUUGCAGAUCCAAGCCCAGCUGGAUGCGCAUACGGCCGAGUCUUUGAGACUGUGGCGGAGGUUCUAUCUCGGUUUGCGCAUUGCGCAGCGCGUGAAUGCCAUUGAGAUCGAUGGCCAACGGGGUGAUGUGGUCGAUGUGCAGAAGAGUAUCGACUACGAGGAGCAGCGCAGACGAGCUGAUGAAAUGGCUGGUGGUUUUCUGCCCGAGGAUGCUGCGUUUGUCGAGCCGAGCCGGCCGCCCAAGCCAGACAUUGACUUUGGCGGUGGAUUCGUGCCGGAUGACGAGGGCUUUAAUGAAGAAGAAGCCAACGGCGAAGAACGUCAAGGGGUUAGAGAUGCAGAUACGGGCGGUGGUUUUCUCCCGAUCAACGACCGACAGGACAGCGAUUUCGAGCUCGGUGGACCGAGUCUGAAUCGUGAGGAGUCCUUCGGCAGCGUCAUCCUCGAGUCUCAAGAGCUACGUCCCCGUCGACGCUCCUCGUUCGGUGAAGCCUACAUCUCCUCUGGCUCUUCCCCGCAUAGAAAUGGCCUAGAUGAUAGCGAAGACGAGGAGAGCGAGUGGGAAGACCCCGCCGGCUUCGAGAAACUAGAAGGCAAUGUCGAGCUCCCUGAGCACGCUGUUGCACAGCCAGACAAUGCAUACGCCGGAGAAGAUACAGGGGGUGAUUCUCUGCUCCCACCCACAUUCACAGAUACCGACAGCGCCAUGCAUGAUGCAUUUGCGCCGGAGGAGGAGCAGCUCAGAAGGAUUGCGGAGGAUGAUGGCGUGCCGGAUGUUCAGGUCGUGCAUCCGGAGGUCAAGAUUGUACCUACCGACGAGGACCCACCGCCGAUCAGUCCGCUGAAGAGCGAUAUAAGCGACUCAGGGAGUUUACUGCUGGAAGAUCCGGAUGAUGAGGAUGCGGAGCCGGAUUGGUUGGUCGAUGCUACAUGAGAGGUAGUUCAACCUGUAAAUGCAAUAUAUACAAAACAAUACGCUCCCUCCCG
Messenger RNA from Didymella exigua CBS 183.55, 3387 nucleotides. RefSeq names its product Rad4-domain-containing protein. Gene Ontology annotation, cellular component: nucleotide-excision repair factor 2 complex; nucleus; XPC complex. The transcript has a single exon. The record is from RefSeq and is a predicted model, not a curated record. Gene Ontology annotation, biological process: mismatch repair; nucleotide-excision repair. Gene Ontology annotation, molecular function: damaged DNA binding; single-stranded DNA binding. Lineage: Eukaryota; Fungi; Ascomycota; Dothideomycetes; Pleosporales; Didymellaceae. Bases 182 to 3334 code for a protein of 1050 amino acids.